GUUUACGCAUGACGAAUGGCGUCAAGUUGUUAUUGUUGAAAGCGUUUAAUUAUUUGUAAUAAGAUUAUGAGUGCUUAUACAAUCUUUUUACAUAAAAUUGUACAAUAUUGUGACCAUCUAGUUUAGUUAGACAAGUGUUAAGUAAGACUUUUCCACUGGAUUCUUCAUUUGAGUGUCAAAAGUGCCUAGAAGUACUUUGAAUGGCUCUCAUGCAGCAUGUGAAUUCCAAUAGGGGCAAUUACGGCUCAACAUGCCGAUUUUAAAUGGCAGCAAAUAGUGACGGCAGUAUUGAACUAUCUGCUAUUUUAACCUGUGAAGGGGACCUGUCAGAUCCCAGGUUCCCUACACAGUUGAAUAUACUGGUGGACAGUUUAAAUACUAUUUUGGGUGAAUCAGUGAAAGUACACAAACUGGAGCCCUGGAACUCAGUGCGUGUAACGCUGUCCAUUCCUAGGGAAGCAGCGUUACGUCUUAGACAAUUAGCUAAUGAGGGUUCCCAGCACCUUAGAGCACUUGGGAUACUCAGUGUUCAAGUUGAAGGAGAUCAGGUGAUAUCAUUGCGGUUGGCUACUGCCGGACAUUCAGAACCUCAAGAAAUCAUCUUGAGAACUUCUCAAGAUGGCAGCAGUAAUAGUUCAGCUAACCAUGAGUCAGAAUUGGGCAAUUUUCUACAGACCAAUGCUACAUCGACUGCUGUCAGUAGCAACAAUGUACAAGUGCAAUUCAAAUCCCCCAAUGUGGUGUGUCCCCCUGAUACUGUGGUACCUAAAGUUGGUGCCAACACAGUACCCCCAAAUAAUGUCUCAGGUAGUAAUAAGGCCUUUGCUGGACCAUUUCCUUUUACCAGCAUGAACCAGGCCAUUCAUAGUAACCGAGAAACUCCAUUCAAUUCACUACCCCCUCCUUACCCUGCAAAACAUCCGCCUGUAACAAUAUCCAGUCCACUUCUGGUUAAUCUUCUGCAGAAUGAUGGAGCUAAGGAUUCAUCAUCUACAUCAGGUGUUCAAAAACCAUUGCCUGCAAGGACAAUAGCUGCUUCCUCUGAUGUGUCAACUACUACAGUAAACUCCUCUUCAGGACCAUCAAAUUUUGCAUCUAAACCUAGCAGCAACAUUUCUUCAACAACCUCAACUUCUACUAUGAAUACUACUCAGGCCAAUGUGCUAGUUAAUAAUUCUACUAUAUCACCAAGCGCCUUAUCAACAAACACUUCCAUUAGGCAGAAUAGCACCAUUAUGACAAGUACAACUGGUAUGGUGAAUAAGACACCACCACCACAAUACCAUAGGUCACUCUCUUCUCCAAUGGUAAAACAAAGUCCUGUUGUUGGCCACCAGAACUUGAACACUAUAUCUUCACCACUACCAAACAACUCACUUUCACAAAACACUAUAGUAUCUCAGGGUACACAAUCAGUAACUGUGCCUCUACAACAAACUAAUGUUUAUCAACAGCAAAUAACAGCCUCAUCUGCACAUCUUAAAAGCCCAAGUAAUAAUAAUGUUAAUCCUUUGGUUCAACCAAAUAUUGCAUCUACUAUUAAACACUCUUUAUCUCAUAAACUGGUUACCUCAUCCAAUAUUGGGAAGGCGUCUUCUUUACUUAACACUUUGCCAAUCACAAAAACUAUCCCUCAAAGAGGUAAUAUUCUACCUAAUAUUUUAAAUCAUCCCAUAAACAAUACUCACCCAAAAAUGGCACAACCUAAUGUACCAUUACCGAAAACUCCUGUUUACAUACCUCAGCCAAUAAAAAAUAACUUUUCUCAGAAUAUUGGAAAUGUUUUAUCAAGUUCAUUACCCCAGUCGGCAUCUAUAGCAACAACUCCUAUACCUAGUACUUUAGAAUUGCCAACUUCCAGUCAAACAUUCAACAAUAUUGGUUUAAGAAAUAUGCCUUCACCGCCUCCUUACUCUGUAGCCAUAUCUAGACCAUGGGAUUCACUGGUAAAUAAUGGUAACUCCCUUUUGGAUCUAACACCAACGUUGACAGAUUUAAAACCAGACGAUCUUGAUGAAUUGCUACCUACUUUGGAAAGGGAGUUGACUCACAGUCCUCUGCCGGACUUACCGGAAGAUUUUCUUGCUGUUCAUUCGAAUAUUAUAUCUACUACAGAAGACCUGCAACUCAAUGAUAAUCGGAAAUUUCUCAUCAAUCCUCUGACGGGCGAAUUGGAACCUCAGUCGAGCGGAGAGAGCGACACGGAAGAAUUGAAAGACGUUUUUACGGGUUUACCAUCGCCUGCAAAUCUUUCUGACGAAGAUACGUGUUCAACAACUCGACCCGAUACGACAACCGAUCAGAGUGAUAGUGAAACGCGUUCCAGUGACACCACCGCCAAAACUGUGAGGUUAAAAAACCCCAAACCUCGCGAGAGAGGAAGAGAUUCCCCCGCUUUGAAACCAGAAAAAAUCAAAUUAAGAUUAAAAUUGGAGAAGUCUGAACCAAUUAAUCAGGCAUACAAAGUGGAUGUUAGUUUUAUUAACCAACAACCAAAGAAGGCAUCUUCAUCAUUAAUUACAGCUGGGGAGGAACUUCGAGUGCCACCACUUCACAUUUCACUUAGGGGUAGGAAUUCGGCAGUGAUAAAAAACAAGAAUAAAUUGAAUCCUGAUGGUACUCCUAUGAAAGUAAAGUUCAGAAAAAAUCAGGACCAUGUAAAGAUAAAGAAAAGUGAUAGUGGUACCUUUAUGAACUCCAUCGAAGACAAUGGAAGUAUUAAUUCUCUAGUGAUGGAUGUGCCAUCUUCAAUUAUAUCUGAUGAGAUUAAAGCGAGGCUUGCCAAUUUAGACCAAAAGAAAAAGAAGAUAAAAACAAAUCACGAGCAUAAGGAUAUAAUUACUAGUCUGGCGCAAGAGAGUGAUCUGAAGUCAAAAUUUGUGAUACACAAUCACUACAAAGAUAAACAGAAAGAAAGACGAGGUAGCGAUUCGGAACUUGUAAAAACCAAGAAAUUUCUUGAUGGUCACGUAAUACCUGAUGACAAGAAAAGGAGGUUAAGCCAGUCUGAGCAACCUGAGGAAGACCAGCCUGUAUUGGGUUCCACUAAUGUAGGAACCAUCACGAGCCUGCCGCAGAAAGUGAGAAAAGACAAAGUAAAAAUCAAAGAUGUGUUUAAAAAAGACGCUAGCAAAAAUAACAAGCUCUUUCACAAAAAUUUCGGAGAAAAAUUACAGACAAAACCGGUGACCUUACCCACUGCCGGAGAAAUGAACAUGGAAGCGAAGUUCAAACAAGGUUUACUUGAAGGAACGGGAGAGAAAGGUAUUUCAAGGCCGCCACACCGAACAGAGAUUGUGAAUCAUCUCUGUACUGAACCAAAUAGACGAGAAGCAGCUGAGGCAGUGAAGAUGAUACGUGAAUCCAAUCCCAUUAAAGACAAAUCUCCAGAACCGGACAAAUGUAACACGCCUAACAGGAAGUCAGUUGAGUUGGGGGAAAAGCCUGUCGUAGUAGGAGUUGUAGGUGGUAGUCGGUCACCAAAUUCAGGAGCCAAUCAGGGUGAAGAUAGUGGGAUAGAAAGCAUGGACGCCCUCAGCGAAAAAUCCCCUAAUCAAGCGAGUCAAAGUCCGCAUGCCGACAUUUUACCUCCAAAGACCCAAGUGCCUAACAUGCUGGACAUUGAGGCGCAACUCGCUAAGAUGGAGGGGUUGAAUGGGGAUAGUGAUAGGAUAGUGGAAGGUGUCGCGGAAACAGGACCUGUAGAAGAUGUUAAUGAAAAUAAAUGCCAUCAAGACCAAGCAGUAAAAAACUGCUGUGAACUAACUUGUGCUUUACAGGACAACCGCAAGCAAGGAGUGGCAUCGCUUGCUGCUGAUUUGGAUUCACCACCGCCUUCUGUUAACAAAGUUGAUAGUAAUCUUGGUCCUCUCAAGGUUAAAAAAGAGGAAGAUGACUUAGAGCCACUCCCUAUGCGAGUAACUCCCGCGUUGUACACGUACUCAAAUCCGGACAAAAGCCGCGCUGGAUCAGAGAGUCCCGCUCUUUCGGACGAAGACAGUAAUUCGUGUUCGACCACCAGUACGGUUCCAGGUAACAGCAAGCAUAGCAAGAGCCUUUUGGAACAGUUACUUAUAGAAAUUCCCAAUGAUCACCAAACGCCGAGCUCACCAAGUCCAGCCACGCGAUCAUCGGUGCGAACAAGGGCGCUCUCUAAACUCAACAGUCCAGAGUUAAAUUCCCCUGUGACAAAGAACUCAACAUUGCGAACAAUACCUACCACCAAAAGGAAAAGGAAUGAGUCGGAUAGUUCGAAUCAUAGUGUGGAAGAAACUAAAAAGAAAUCACGCAAGAGCCUUAGUGUGACUAAUAAUGUUGAGACGAACCAAACGACUGAUAUAGUGCUGAAGUCUCUGCGCCAGACAGAUCCUACCAAAAUAAACAAUGUGAAGAAAUUACCAAAAGUACAACAGGAAGAUAGUUCAGAUAGUGAUGAACCUCUAACUGAGAAAAUACGCAAAUCCUCGUUAAUUGUGAAUACUCAAGUGAAUAACAACACCAACUCGAUGUUGAAAAGCAUGAAAACGGGGAAAACGGGGCCGGGGAGUGUUGCUAAUAAUAAUACGACAGUGGCACCUACGCCGAAAGGGGGGACUUUAGUGGUUAGUACUAGGAGGUCGGUGAGGAGCAAUAUGCCUGCGCAGAAUACCAGAAGCAAGGGUGAAAAUGUUAAGGUGUCGUCCGAGACCGAGGCGUUGAGAAGAAAAACUCGAAGUGCAGUUUCUGAUGUUGAAAAUAAACGGAAAAAAGAGGUAAAGUGACAGUAUGAGAGCGGCUGCUUGGAAGGCAGCCACCUUAAUCUCCAUCACGUACAACAUCAGCAACAUGAAGAAGGAGAAGCGAACGUAUACCAGUACCCACUGUACCGCCCUUAUUUGUGCGAUCUGUCGUCAUCGUCAUCAUCGAUAACGUCAUCUUCGUCAGAAAGCCAAGAUGAGGACGACAGUUACAGUAGCGAGGAGGAGUCAGAUCAGUAAAAUCCUCUCCUUACCUCUAAAACUGUACAGAUUGUGAUAUGCUACCUUAGUCUGGUCUAUAAGGACAAUAAUAAUCAUGUAGGUUCUACAGUUGUUGACUGACUUAAUUGCGAAUUCGAAAAAUAUUUGUAAGUAAAUUAAUGUCGUUAAAGAUAUUUAACAUUAUGAUAACAACUGUCUUUGCAAUAUAUUGUAAUACACCAUAAUUAAUUUUUGAGAUUUUUCUUUUCUUGAUAUUAUUUCUUAAUAUUUCUUGGUAAUGUUACA
Diabrotica balteata is the source of this 5243-nucleotide messenger RNA. The record is from the annotation of a GenBank genome assembly. NCBI's taxonomy places the organism in Eukaryota, Metazoa, Arthropoda, Insecta, Coleoptera, Chrysomelidae.